CAAAAGUAGCGCGAUUCGAACGCGGCUCCUAGAAUUCACAGCGGGAAACUCUGUUUAAAUUGUUUUUGUUGAUAGCAGCUGUGUCUUCCGCGAGAAGGGGUCUACAGCCUCGUGGCCGCAACUCCGACAAGGCUGAGGCCACGCAGGGUCCACAGACUUGCAUGGGCGGCGGCCCGGGCAAGGCGGCCUUGGCAAGUUUGGGAUCUGGCAACGUGAAUCGGAAGGCGCAGCAAGGGGGGCUACGCCGUGCCUGCAGUUUACAAGUGUACUACUUCUGGGACAGCUCGUAGUACUGCUAGCAACUGCCAGUGUAGAAAGACAUCAUCAUAUCCGAAAGCGCUUCGAACCACGUCCUUUUCACUCCAGGUGUCUCGAGGAACCCAGCUGCCGUCGUCACUGUCCGCAAUUAUUAGCCAUCCUACCGCCCUGACCUCAUCUCAAAGCGCCUGAUUACUUCCUUCAGUUUCCCGCAUCGCAGCAAAGUGUCCGGUCUACUUUUGGUAGUACCUUGAUAUACGAUCACACACCUUCAACUACUGCUGGUUCUACCGCUCGAGUACAAACUUUCACUCCAUAACCGCACCACUUCGACAAGCUACAGGAUGGCUGACGCCGACGGUGCGUCACCCAAGGAGCAAGUCCUGGAAGCCUGCCGUCGAGACAAUCUCGAGUUAUUCCGCCAAGUACUGGACGAGAUGAAAGCCAAGAGCAAUGAGGAGAUAGCAGAAUUCUUCAAUACCGUGACGGACACCUUGGGCAACCACCUGCUGCAUGUGUGUGCCAAUUACGGAGCAUAUGACGUUAUGGACGCGCUGCUCGACAUCGAAUACUUGGAGUGUGAUCCGCUUACAAGAAGGGACAAAGAAACGCCCAUCCACUGCGCGGUCCGUUUUGCCAACGAACGAGAUGUCGCACUUGGCGGGGCCAUGGCUCAGAUGUUGAUUGACGCUGGAGGCGACCCAAGAGUCAAAGACAAACAUGGCAGGAAGCCUGCGGAAAUAUGCACUCCUCGCACAGAGGAACUCCGUAACAUUCUCAUCAAGGAAGAAUAUGCUCUGAACGAGGGGCUCAAGCAUGCCGACGCUCGUCUGGACGACGAUGAAGCUGAUGCCGGCUCCGCGUCGGACUCAGAAUGAUUACAAUACUUCAGCGCCACGGCCAGAGUCUUUUUAUUCUUGCCAUUUUGAUCAAGGUGCUAGCUCAGACAUAGCAGGGCUUUCUACCGCCGCAAACAUAUAUUUGCGAGCCGCCUCUGCUAGGCGCACCGAGAUCCACGGAUAGCAACAUUAUGAAUCAGCCUGCACUCUGACAGGCUAAGCAUGCGCACCCUGACAGACAGUGCUAAAGAGGCUCCUACUGCCCUGUCCAGGCACCGGGUGGUAGAGACGCACGACGAGCCAGCGGGGAAAAGCCGUAACCAAAUAUGGUCCGUCUCGCCAUAUGACACAAGCUUGAACACGAAGACACCAGAAGGAUGAGACAAUGACAUGACAAAAUUUGUACAAUGAUCAAUAUAAACUAUGAUGCGGCAUGAUAUCAACUAAGCCUGAGUUUGGGCGUCUUCCCAAUCCGCCUUUUCUUUGGCCUUGAUGGUCGCCCUCCACGAUAGGAUGAGCCAUAUGGCGAGCAGCACGCCCAAUCCGUCAAGGCCGAUUCCCAAGUACCAGGCCCCGCGAUAGCCCUUCAGCUCAUUCGCACCGCCCGAGUUGACGUGAACCUCGACCGUUCCCGCCAUGCCCAAGCCGAUGGAGAUACUGUAGUUGACGACUGUGUUGAUCAGUGACGCUGCGAGACCUUGGUGCUCGGGCGGCAUGUGGUUCGAGAGAACAAUGACGCCACUGGGGAAGCUCAUAUCCAUGCCCCAGCAGGUAACGAUCAAGGACACAAAGGCCUGUGCCCAGUAAGUCUGUUUCACUGGCAUGGUUGCCAGUAGUAUCGUGCCCACCAGAAAGGCGAGCAUACUGGCCAGCAUGAUCCAUCCAGGCUGCAUAAUAGCGAUCAGACGGCCGGUUACGAUUGCUGCGAUGGCGCCCGAGAUGGCGGUAGGGACGAUCUGAGCUGCCGUCAACAGCACGGUUUGACCGCGUAGGAGCUCGAGGAAUUGCCUAGCAAGGACCAACAGUCAGCAUCGAGCUGGGGAAAGAGGGAACGUAAGCAUAGACUAAUCCUUACCAUAGAUAGAAGACCCAAAUACCAAACGAAGCCCAGCCGGCAGCGAUGCAUCCAAAAACCAACCUGGUGUCGGUGGAAAAGGACGACAUGGGGAUCAGGGGGAAAGCAGCCUUUGCUUUCUCAUACCAGAAAAACACGACCAAGAAGAGAACACCGACGAUCAGUAACACGUAGACAUAGACCUUUUCCCAGCCAGCGGCGGGUCCUUGGUUCCAGGCAAAGUUGAAAAAGAUCAACCCGACCACACCGAGGACUGUGCCGACCACGUCCAAUUCCUUCCAUCGAGACUCUGUGGGGCCUGCGACCGGCAUGCGAGGGACGACCAAUAUGACCAGGACUCCCAUGAUAGCAGAGACGAUGGCGAGUAGCCAAUACGUCCAGGGCCACCAGGCGUGUUCUGCAAAGAUACCAGAGAACACUGCUCCAACAAGAUAUCCUCCCGGGGCAGUGGCGCCGAAAAGACUGAGAACCAUGUUCUUCCUCGGGCCCGGCGGAUACGUGCGGCUCAGAACCGCAAUGCCAUUAGGAAGCAACAAUGCCGGCCCGAUACCCUGCAUGGCACGACAGAAAGCAAAGAAGACCAACGAGUGUGAGAAAGCCGCGAAGCCUGCAACGGCCGACCAGACGGCAAACCAGAGAUAUCCAAAGACAAACAAUUUCCUGUGUCCGUAUAAGUCCCCCCAUCGCCCGGCUGGCAAAAUGAAUGUGCCCACGGUCAACGAGUACGCGGCGGGCAGCCAGGACAGCUGGCCUGGAUUCGUGGUGUGGAAUGUGUUGCCGAUGAUAUGAAGCGGCGCAAUCGACAUGGCCAGCGCUGCUUGGGUCAAUAGCUGUGCGGCGCUGAUAACGGUCACGAACAGAACUUCGUGGAUAAGCGAGAACUCGGGCGGUUUUGUGGCGGUAGGCACCCGCGAGAUACUCUGUGUCAGGCUUUGGGUCGGAUGAAUCGAGGAUGCGGUGGCCGUUUCAUGUCGUGCGAGAUCUGUGCUUCUUGUUCUCGUUAUCGUUCUGAUUGGCACUGCUGCUGAUUCUUUUGAUGUGUCUGUGUCCAUGGUCUCUGCAGGUUUCUCGGUGAGGUUGAGGCAAUCUGCCGACUCUGGAGAUUCCAGGCUUUUCUCGUGAACGUUGUCGUUGUCGCUCGCAUCGGACGACGAGACUGAGGAAGCCCCCGGUCCCUGUACGGAAGACGGUUCCUGCUGGGCGGUCAUAACAACCAGUAGAACCCACAACCCAGGACGACUGCAGACAGACGGUUAUUGCAGAGGUCUGGUACCGCGAACGUUGGAAUAUCAGUAUAUAUCGACGCGGGUUGGCUUGACUGUUUUGUAUCGCUCGCUUCGCUAGCAGAUGCUGCGAUUCCGAGAUAUCUGCAAAUUGGAGAUUUUGAAAAUGACGUCCGAUUCGCCUUCAAUGAUAAAUGCUCAUGCAGCCUGAGCCUCGCGACACUGACACUCUUCAAACAUCAUGCGACAGGAUAUAAACAGACGACCGAUCAUCGAAGAAGAGGACAAGAGGAACAAAAAACAAAAAAUCCAAUCGAUCGGUAUGGAGUCAAUCACUGCCCGUUAUUAGUUCGGGCGGUAUUUCCUCCUUCGAAACUCAACCUGGGUGUCCACCCGCAAGGCUCUCUGUGGUGUCUUUCUUCUGGUCCACCGAAUGGGCCCCACCGCCCGCUCGUGAUUACGACAGCAACUGUCAGCCAAAUGAUAACGAGGACCAGUCGAAGAAAGUGCAAAGCCUCGUCCUGGACAUAUUAGGAACCGAGCCCGUACUGCAUCAGCUCGCUGUUUAGGAUAUCUCGCUCUUUCUCGCUUAAUACCGAGUAGCCUUACUGAUCAGUGUCAGAGGCUGCUGGCGUGAUAGGCGGAAUGCAGGUAAGGGAUGAUCUAGGUGAUGGGCUGCAGGUGAUCUUCUUGCCGGACUUCGGAUUCUGUCCGCGGCAAAGAUCCAGAGUUGCUUUGAUAAGCAGGGCCCACUGCAAUGUGUGCCCGGCGGAUCAUUUUCCGCGCUGCAACUUCGAGUUCUCGAAUCUUGAUAAUCACGGCAAGGCAUCUCGACAGAUUCGAUAUCUGGUCUUCAUCUCACAUGGCUUUCAUCUGGCGACGCGGUUGUGGUUGAGGGUUGCUCUUCUUGAGAGACACCUACUUGUCUUUGUAUGACAUUUUGCCCCCAUCUGCGGUGCAAGUUGGUGUUUUGUGCAGCCGCAUCUCUGUAUGCCCUGUACAACCCGUAUCGGUGCAGGCGACCUUGGCGGCAAUCUCAUAUCGGUGCCACAUCGCUUGCUGUCUCUCGGCCUCUGAUUCAAUCGCAGACAUUUCCGUCGUGGUUUCUCCAUCAGGGCAGUAAUGUUCCCGUUUGUGGCGGUCACAGUUGCGUUUGAUCAUGUCUCACACCUUGAAGAAUUGCGCCGUGGACGUGAAGGAAAUGGAGGGGGAGUGCAGUGAGAGAGGCAUUGGGUUCUCUACUGCAGUGCGGCGUUAAAUCAACAGCAGAAUCGAAAAUUCUUUGGUCAGAGCUUGCUGCCAUAUUCUACACCCUCAGCUUGUGUGGCUACCAAGCUAGUAGCGAAGAAUUAAGCUUAAAAAGUAUCAUCGCAGGCAAACUUCAACCCGUACCUGGGUCUGUCACUGGGACGGUUCGGGCAGAGGACUGAAGAAAAUGCAAGAGAGUAUGCAUUGCGACGCCGAUUUGGGCGAGGCCGGCGAUCGAUCUUCUACGUGAUAUCGAGGAGUCUGUCAAUACUACAUCUGUCUUUCAGUUUUCAGUGCAGGUACAUCGUCUUCUCAAGGCGUAGACAUUACAACGGGGUAAAAAGAUCAAUACUGAUCUAUAACCCAAGAAUUCCCCCGCAUGGUAUCGCAGCACUAUCCGCGCA
Messenger RNA from Exophiala dermatitidis NIH/UT8656, 5047 nucleotides. RefSeq lists its product as uncharacterized. Gene Ontology annotation, molecular function: protein binding. The coding region runs from base 603 to 1136 and encodes 177 amino acids. Lineage: Eukaryota; Fungi; Ascomycota; Eurotiomycetes; Chaetothyriales; Herpotrichiellaceae. The transcript is spliced from 3 exons. The record is from RefSeq and is a predicted model, not a curated record.